GGAAACUGUGUGGGAUUUAUUUGCACCCCUGCUGUUGGUGGAUGACAUCUUACUCUGUGUAGGAGAAGGAUUUUGUCUGGCUUCUUAAUAUGACCCCAUGGAAUCAUGCCUCUUUGGGAUUCUGAUGGCAAAAUAACCCACCCAUGAAAUUGCCAUUAUGUCAUUCAGGGAGGCUGAUCCAGAUAUCGGAACCUUUUUAAUUGGAAUCAACCUGGGACAGUACCUUUUAAACUUCAGGGACUUUGGCUACCACACUUUGCAAGAGUGCGUGGGAAUAAAUGAAAGUGUUCUUCAACACAUUGGAAUAUCACCUACGGGCCACCGUAGACGAAUCCUCAAACACUUGGAGGCCAUGUUUACCAAAAUGCCAGAAACUUCUACAUCCAGUCAAAGCUGCUCUCCCAAGCAUCUCCUCGAUCCCAAACAGAAGGAAGCAGGUGGCGGGCCAUCUGAUGGACACACCAAUGAAGCUUGCGUCAGCAACCUUGAAAGAAAUCCCCACAAUACAACUCACAUCUUGUUGGGAAACAGAGCUAGUCCAAUUUUGGAUGUGGACUCUUUGGACAUGUUUGGUCCAAAUCUCUUGUCAGAUCCCACCACGGUGCCACCAAACUCACUGAAAAACACGAUGUCAGAGAAGAAACCUUUCAUGGAUGAUGAUUACCUGAAGAAAGGAGACCCAGAAAGCUUGGAGGUUCAACUUAAUGCCGCUCCCAAAGAUGGAUUUCUGUCUUCUGCUUGCUCUCCUGCUGAAAGUUUGCUCGAUGAUCCGCAGGAGACGCCGUUCUUUGAGUUCAAAGGUGAAAUGGUGGAAAAUGAUCUGUAUUGCACCCAAAGUCCAUCAAGAGUAGGUGCCAGGCCAACACGAUCUUUCAUGCUGCGGCACCGACCUGUUCCAGAAAUUCCAGGUGUUUCCUCGGAGGCAACUUCAAACAG
Molecule: messenger RNA, 936 nt
Organism: Notechis scutatus (mainland tiger snake)
Lineage: Eukaryota; Metazoa; Chordata; Lepidosauria; Squamata; Elapidae
Source: RefSeq, a predicted model, not a curated record